Molecule: messenger RNA, 678 nt
Organism: Nematocida minor
Lineage: Eukaryota; Fungi; Microsporidia
Exons: 1
Coding region: 1-678 (225 amino acids)
Source: RefSeq, a predicted model, not a curated record
AUGGAGAGAGCAGAAGAAAAGAUAAAAGACACAGCGCUUGAAGAAGAGCUAGUUGCAGAGAGCUCCAAACAGCACGAGGGAAAUCCUGUUGAGCACAGCAUUGAGAAGAUUAAAAAGGAGCAGGCAGAGGUCGAGGAAAGCAUCCACUCUGCUCUUGCAAAGAUUGUAAAAAAGUUCUCCGGUCUGGGAAUCGAUGUUUUGCAAUGCACAAAGCUGGAUAUUGAGGGAGCAGACGUGGAAAAAGAGGUAGAGUUUUUGAGAAAAUGCCAUCUGCUGAAGGAAAGCAACGAGCGUGCUCUUCUGAGACUGAAGAUUGGCCGCGUGACAGAGGAGUUUAUGAGCACGCUGGAAAGUGUUGCCAGUGCAGCAAAGAGUCUGAGCGAGUGGGCUGCGAAUGUCCAGAGAUCCAUAAAAGAGAUAGAAGACACGGUUGUAGAGCGCAAUACACUGAGCGAGGUGUACACAGGCGCAUACAUAGUAGAAAAGUACGAAAAGUUUGCGCAGGACGUAGCGCCCGUGGAGUACAUUCUAGAACAGGCGUGUCUGAUAGCCAGCCGCCACAGAGAUAUUUUUCCAGAAAAGGAAAGAGCAGAUUUCCUUCUAUCAGAAAGCUUUAUAAAGCUGUCCUCCCAGGAAGAGCGCGUUCUUAGACAUCUUCUAUCUGUAGCACUUGAUUAA